AUGUCUUCCUCUUCAUUUGCGCCCCCACUACCAGUAGGUUGGACUGAACACGCUGAUCCAGGGGGUCAUUUCUACUACUUCAACUCUCAAACUCAGGAAUCUACUUAUGUUCGACCAUUACCUCCAUUCUUCACGUCCAGUCAUGCUUCCCAACCACUACGGAAUAAAGAGAGACCACUCGUCAAAACACCCAUACCUGGCACCGAUUGGCUACGCGUGAGAACGACUGAAGGAAAUACCUUCUAUUCGCACAAAAUAAGAAAAGAAAGUGUAUGGAUCGUACCAGAAGAAAUCGAAAGUGACGUGAAGGCUUUUGAACAACAAGAGCGUGAGAGGGAGGACAUGUCGUCUCGGAACAAGCCAGUCGGCGAAAAUAAGCUUGAAAGCUCUCAAGGGCACGAAGGUCGCAAAUCUGUGAAGAGGAAAAUUGAUCAUUCUGUGCCUCUCGACGAGGUUGAAAUCUCGAAGAGGGCAAAGGUUGAGGAAGAAGAGGAGGAGAGCGAGGAGAGCGAUGCAAGCGAGGAGGAGGAUUGGCAGCGCGAGGCAGCCGCACAACUGGCAGAAGAAGCAGCUGAGGAACGAAAACGAGUCGAAGAAGAGGAAAGAAGAGCGAAGGAGGCGGAGGCAGAAGCAAAACGAACAAUCGCGGUGGACAUUCCUCAGAAGGUGAAUUUAUCCCUUGACGAGGGGAAAGCACUGUUCAAGACCCUCCUGAGGGAGAAGGAUAUCAACCCUUUGCUUCCUUGGGAUAUAUGUCUGCCACAAUUCAUAUCAGACCCGAGGUAUACCCUCCUUCCAUCAGUCGCGGUUCGUCGGGAGGCCUUUGAUGAAUUUUGCCGUGAUCGUUCUCGCGAAUUACGACAGUCCAAUUUGAAGAAGGAGAAACGAGACGCAGACCCUGCAGGAGAGUACGACAGGCUCCUUCGAGAGGAAGUCAAGAGCACAAGAGCAAGUUGGACUGACUUUCGCAGGGCGUGGAAGAAGGAUAGAAGGUUUUACGGAUGGGGAAGGGAUGACAGAGAACGAGAGAAGCGGUUUAAAGAGUAUUUGAGAGAGUUGGGUGAACAAAAACGAGUUGCCGCGCGAAAAGCCGAAGCGAAUUUCUUUUCCCUGUUGAAGGAACAUCAGGCGAAAAUUAGGAAAGGUUCAACCUGGAAAGAGACAAAAAGAUUACUGUCUGGUGAUCGUCGCUAUGAUGCAAUCGCAUCGUCGUCUUUGCGAGAAGAGCUCUUCAACGCAUUUAUGAAAGGGACAGCGUUAGAGCCAACAAGGUCUGAAGAACUAGUGCCAGUGGUAUCUCAGGGCGAAGCUCAAGAAGACCACCAAGGACGGAAAGAAAGAGCAGUAAAGGAACGUGAAGAGCAAGUGAAAGCCGAAUUGGGUCGUUUGAAGACCAACAUAGAAAGGUCAAAAAUCGUUAGCAACAAAGUAGAGGGAGAGAGCAUAUUCAUGUGCGCAACCUUGCCCGCCUCUAGUCCUGAACAACGCCCUUACGCCAUCAACCAUUUCGCAGGACGUUGA
Laccaria bicolor S238N-H82 is the source of this 1521-nucleotide messenger RNA. RefSeq names its product glu-rich pro-rich WW domain-containing protein. The record is from RefSeq and is a predicted model, not a curated record. The transcript has 5 exons. Lineage: Eukaryota; Fungi; Basidiomycota; Agaricomycetes; Agaricales; Hydnangiaceae. Bases 1 to 1521 code for a protein of 506 amino acids. Gene Ontology annotation, cellular component: nucleus. Gene Ontology annotation, molecular function: transcription coregulator activity; RNA polymerase binding.